This is a messenger RNA of Hemicordylus capensis (graceful crag lizard), 5478 nucleotides long. RefSeq names its product zinc finger and SCAN domain-containing protein 31-like. The coding region runs from base 460 to 2202 and encodes 580 amino acids. The transcript is spliced from 4 exons. Lineage: Eukaryota; Metazoa; Chordata; Lepidosauria; Squamata; Cordylidae. The record is from RefSeq and is a predicted model, not a curated record. Gene Ontology annotation, biological process: regulation of transcription by RNA polymerase II. Gene Ontology annotation, molecular function: DNA-binding transcription factor activity, RNA polymerase II-specific; RNA polymerase II cis-regulatory region sequence-specific DNA binding.
AAAUGACAGCUGGGAGCGAUGGUAGUUCAACAGCUCUGGAGUAUCGGGUUGCCCACCCCUGCUAUAAGCGUAGAUACAAAUGACUAUAAGGGUUAAGAAAGAAAAAAAACACCGCAUCAUUCUCGACUUCCUAGAGAGGUCUGGAAAUAUAAGACGCAGGAAGGGGAAGGCCUCUGCUUCCUUUCUUUGAAAGUGGUUCCUGGAUUUCUCCCGGUUUAAGAGAUAAACGGAGGUUUGCAGAAAAGUCUCACGGGCUUGCGGAGCAGAAGCUGGAUACGGAGAAGGCUCAGUUGUCCCUGCUGUGGCCAAAGACUCCUAUCUUGCUGCUGAGAACACUCCAUUGAUCUGUCUUUUUUACUGAUUUCUGCUCACAAAAAGGGACGUGGUGUUUUCUUCAGGUUGUGCUAAAGAAUAUGAGCCUGAGAGCCAUACCAGGAGUCAGGUCAACUUUGUGACAAAAUGGCUGCUGAGGACAGCACAACCUUGCCAUCUCUGGGAUUUCAGUUCCAGGCUGCCCUCAAACAGCAGAGGGGGAUAAAAAUGGAGGCCGGGGACCUCACUGACACUCAUGAUAUCCAGGCGGUGUGCAUUGGAGAGCCCCUGGCAUGGGCAGCCUCAGCACAUAUCAAGCAGGAGCCAGAAGAGGAGCAUUGGGAGGCCCAACAGAAGCGGGAGCUCCUGAAGGUAGCACAGCUCCCUCACUCAGGGUGGGGACACUCGCCGUUCAGAGAGGCCAUACUGUGGGACGAUACCAAGGCUUUCCCCGCUUCCUUUGAGGGAGCAGAUAAUUCUUCCAAAUGGCUGACAGGCGAGUGGGCGACUCAGCAGACGUCGGUCUUCGACGGGGGAGCUCAGCAGCCCUCUGGUAGGCCCAAGAGCAGCAGCGCCGGGAAAGGCCGCAGAAGAGGGAAGAAUGCCAUUCUUCUGAAGGAAGGGGUCGGAGCGGAGGCCCAGCGCCAGCAGUUCCGCCAUUUCUGCUUCCCUGAGACCAGAGGGUUGCGUCAAGUCUACAGCCGACUCCGGGAACUUUGCCACCAGUGGCUGCAGCCUGAGAGACGCAGCAAGGAGGAGAUUCUGGAACUGGUGAUCCUGGAGCAGUUUAUGACUGUCCUGCCCCAGGAGGUGCAGAGCUGGGUCCGGGAACGGGACCCGGAAACUUGUGCCCACGUGAUUGCGCUGGCUGAAGAUUUCCUGAUGAGGCAACAAGAGGCAGAGCACUGGGAGCAAGAGGCGCCGGGGACCUUCGUGGAGGUAACAGUGGAUUCCCCUGAGGGAGAACAUGUUCCAUCAGAUACCUGGCAGGGGCCACUCUCCAAGGAAAUCAAGCAGGAAGAGAAUGGAGACGCAGGUUCCAUAGGUGGCAGCAGAGAGUCUGAGAACGCGGAAGAGGAGCAGCGAGGGGGCGGUUCGGAGCCAUCGGAAUUGUGCCAGAUCUUCCCCAGGAGAUCCCAAGGGCCCCUCCCAUUACAGAGCGAGAGCUUUGAGGAAGGUUGCGGAUCAAAGAGUCAGCAGGAUCAGCCGCCAGUGAUGAUAUGGGAUGAAGCCGUGAUGCAUGCGGAAGGUAAUGAGGCUGUGACAGAAGCAGUGCUUCAUGGGAAAGAGAUCAAGCACCUAUGCCCCGAGUGUGGGAGGAAUUUCCAGCACAAAUCAACUUUAAUUAGACACCAGAAGAUGCACACUGGGGAAAAGCCCCACGUGUGCCUGGAGUGUGGGAAAACCUUCCGGCGGAGGGAUAAACUGAUUAGACACCAGAGAAUACACACAGGGCAGAAACCCCACGAAUGCCCAGAGUGCGGGAAACGCUUCCGCGAGAGAGGCAAGCUGAUCAACCACCAGAGAAUUCACACAGGUGAGAAGCCCUACACCUGCCCAGUGUGUGAGAAAACCUACCGGUGGAAAGAAGAGUUUGUUAAACACCUGAGAAUCCACACGGGGGAAAGACCUUACGAAUGCUGCCACUGCAGGAAAACCUUUAUUAGCAAAGCCCACUUGGUCUCCCACCACCGGAUCCACACGGGGGAGAAGCCGUUUGAGUGCCUGGAGUGUCGGAGGCGCUUCUGUAGCAAGCAGAGCCUCGCCAAACACCAGCGCGUCCACACAGGAGACCGAUCCUUUGAGUGCCAGGACUGUGGCAGAAUCUUCCAUUACAUUUCAAACUUCACCAAACAUCAGAGAAUCCACAUGAAUGAUGGAAUCCUAUGAUUGGUCUGUCCAGGGCGGCCCAGGGUGCUACGGUACCUGAAGCAAGGCACCAAAGGCUGCCUUGCCCCACACCCCUGCUGGGGGGCAGCCCCUUUUCAAAACAGACAUUUGUAACCUUUGGAAGUGGUGCAGGGAGGAGGGAAGCUUGCCAGCAGCCUCCUCUUCCCGCCUCAAGCUUCUUGCAAGCUUGGCAAGGCGUGUGAGGAUAGGUGCUCCUUGCAAAGCUUGCCAGGGUCAGCUUGGCCCCAAAGAACUGCCCAUGUGAGGUCCCUUGCUGCCCUGCUGGCAUCCAGUAAUAUGCCACUUGAGCUGACUGCUCCGCCUCGCCUCAUGACAGGAUUGCCUCUGAGUCUGCCGAGAACAGAGUGGAGGGUCUGUGAUAGGUUUGCUGCUUCCUCGGCAUGGUCACACAUGUUUAAAUUUCCUGUUGGCUGGGGUCCCCCUGAUCAAUGGCUAAUUUGCCCAGAGUAAAGUUCAAGUUCACUUUGCAGGACAUAUUAAGAGGUUAAAGUCUAUCUAGGCGGCAAUGUAUUUAAUCUAUUGAGCGAGGCCCUCAGAUUUUGAUCAGUGGUACCAUCCCAGAGGAUGAAUGCCCAUCGUGAUUUCUGGCAACGCCUACCCCUCUAGGGUGGGGAAUAGGUGAUAGCAGUGUGGCACUUACUUCUUUCUCUGUGUUAUCAGCCCUUCUUUAUCCCUGCUCUCAGACAAUUAGGUUGAAGUUGUUUUUGCACAGAGGAAAGGGGUAGGGUAGGGUCAAGGUUAGGGUAACAAUGAACAAAUUGUUAUACUCUCUCCAUGGAGUAAUCUUUGCAGGACAUUCCUGCCAAUUUGCAUUUCCAUUCCUCUGACAACAUCAAUAGAAGUGUGCGUUUUUUAAAAAAGUUUUCAAACACCCAUUGCAAAUUUGGCUGUUGCAGGCCCGAUGGUCAGGAAAAUAAAAGCAUAACACACAGAAAGCUGAAAAUAUUGCAAUUCUAUCACCUAUUUUCCAUCUAUAGGGCUGUAGUCAAAAAUCACAAUGAGCAUUCAUCCCCGCAAGUGCUACCAAUCACCCCAGCUACUAAUUCCAACACUGUUGUUGGAAUUAGUACUAAUGUACUAAAUUCCAACAAGCGCACAAAUUAUGAGGGGAGAUGUUAUGAGGCAUCUAUAUAAUAUUUAAACAGGUUGUGUAAUUUCUUAGUGCCAUUUACUGGCCAGCUUCUGACAAUCUGUGAAAGACCCAUGCCCUUUUCAAGACCCUUCCAGAUGCGUAUGUAUUCCAACAUCAGCACAAAUUACCAUGUGGGGAAUCCACACUUAGAAAAAGGAGGUUGCACUAUAUUCUUAGUAUCUCCUGCUGGUGAUUUCCCCUCACCCCAUGUUCUUUAUACUGGGGCUGGGGAGACAGUUGUUUCACAGAUUGCUGCAUUUUGCCUGCAGACUUCACUAAGAAUAUCAUAGUUACCUGAAUCCAAGAUGACCCCGCCCCCACCCCGCCACCCAAGCUCUUUAACAACAUAAGCCGGAGAUCAUCUUAAACUCGGGCAGUGGCUGAUAGCAUGUGGUUACACAGAGAUGCUUGCAGCCUGUGCGGUACUGGUGCCCCCACCCUCUGCAGCUGCUUAUAGGGAAGCCAAACCCCACAUUUACCUGGCAAUUCACUCACAGGCAACAUCCCCACCCCGGCCCCUCCGUCUCAACAGUCACUGGGAAAAGCUCGACUUUAAAGGAAGCCAAGCCCUGUGCUUCUCUGGCAAUGGCUGGGAUGUUGGGAUCAGUCAGGAUAUGGUGGGAGGUGAACACUGGGAAGGAAUCCCCUUACCAGUGCUCACUGCACACAUGCCUCCCGCCACCCCAGUGGUUGCCAGAGAAGUACGGGACUUGGCUUCCCUUAAGGCCAAACGUUCCUCAGCAACUAUUGAGACGGCAGGUGGGAUGGCACGGUGAGCGCCGAGAGGGGUUCCCCGCACACAUCACCCACUCCCUCGGCAGUCACUGGGGGAAGCUUGGCUUUAAAGGAAGCCACAUCCCUUACUGCUCUGGCAACAGUUGGGGUGGCAGGCAGUGUGGGCAGUGAGUGCAUUUUCAGCGGUCAGUGAAACGCUCGCUGUGCCUCCCAAAACUCGCCUCACACAUCUUCCUCCUGCCAUGCCAGCCACAGCCAUGGCCAGAGAAGGAUGGGCCUCUGCUUCCCUUUAACAGUCCGUGAGGGGCCCUGCACCUGAAGCACUCAGAAUUCCUCUCAGUGCUCACCUCACGCCUCUCCUGCUAUACCCUGCCUGCCACAGCUGUUGCCAGAGAAGUAUGGGCAACCCUUUAUGGGCUUCCCUUUAACAACCUGUGAGGGGUCCCGCACCUGAAGCACUCAGCAUCCCUCUCAGCGCUCACCUCACACAUGUCCCACCAUCCCAACCAUCUCCAGGGAAGGACCAGUAUGAGGCUUGGCCUCCCUUUAAGGACUCCCUGCCCCCAUGACCAGAAGCUCACAGUGUAGCUUCCUAGUGCUCACACCACCUGCCACAGUCCGCAUGCUAUUCCAAGCGUCACUGGUGCAGUGAUUGUAACUGUAGAGAUGAUCUUGAUCAAUAACAGAGGAACAUAUAGGAAGCUGCCUUUUGCUGAGUCAAACCAUUGGUCCAUCUGUAGCUCAGUAUUGUCUACAUCAGGGGCUCCCAACCUGUGGUACUCCAGGUCUUGCUGAACUAUAACUCCCAUCACCUCCAGCUCCAAUUUAUUGGAGUACCACAGACUGGGAACUCCUGGUCUACACUGACUGGCAGCGGCUCUCUAAGGUUUCAGGCAGGAGCCUUUCCCAGCCCUACCUAGACAUGCCAGGGACUGAACCUGGUACUUUCUGCAUGCGAAGCAGAUGCUCUACCACUGAGUUAUGUACUGCAAAUGCUGCAACAUACCAGUACCACACAAAUAGAGCUAACAUAAGUUAGUUAAAGUAGCUCUUUAAAAAAAAAAUUAGAAAGGUACUCGUGAACACACAUUCCCAUCUCACACAGGGAACCAGUGAGAUGCAGCAUGAGAAGCAUUUAUGCUUCUUGAAAGCACUGUCAAUCACACAGGCAUGGGACUUUAUAGGGAGACUUUAGGUACCAUAAUUGGGUUAGCCUGUGAUUGAAAAGAUCUCAAGUUGCAGUAAGGCCGAAGUAAAGGAAUGAUGGCAGUGCCUUUAUUUAAGUAGCUCUUGUGCUGAAUACAAUUGUCCACUAGAUCUAAUAUAUCUGAUUCUGUUGUGUUCAUGUUUACCUCCCAUGAAGGAAGUUUGUGGCCCAGUACCAUAGU